AAUACGGGUUAUACAAACACUGAGUUUGGCAAACUCAGCGCUCUUCCAGACUGUUCUGGGGGACGGUCAAUGUUCAGCUUCACAGUUGGAUUUGGGAGUCUAAGAUUUAGAUCAGUAAUGGCGUUUCAGCGAGUGUUCUUUGCCAUUCUUUUUGUGGUGACGAUCUUGGGUAAUGCGUCUGCACAAGAAACGCCUUCUCCGCCGAGCAUUGGGAAACAGCCGAAGUGGUGUGCCAUGGAGGUCCAGGAGGUGAUACCCUACAGACGGCGGUCAGGCUCGCGGAUGGACUGUCGCAGGAGAUGCACAUGGAACACGUUCUGUUGCGAGUUCAACGUCAUCCCUGUCUAUACCACUGCGUACCGCGAGGUGUCGCACCUGGAGUGGAAAUGCUGUGACGACUCUCCAGCGCCCUGCCCAUACGAAACCCUGUCAGUGGACGUACCGUACAAGGGGAUCCGGCUGUUCGCGGAUGAGUACCCCGUGCCGCCGCUGCCGUACGAGUACGAUGCGCUGGAGCCGUACAUCGACGAGAAGACUGCGCGGGUGCACCAUCUCGGUCACCACGCCGGUUACACCAGGAAGAUGAACGCUGCGCUCAAGAAGUGGAGGGACGAGGUAGGACCAGGGGUGGGCCUUCAGUCUAACUCCAUCCUCCACAUUCUGGAGAACCUGGACCAGAUCCCAGACAAACACAGGACUGCCAUCAGGAACAAUGGAGGAGGGUUUGUGAACCAUGCCAUCUACUGGGCGACCAUGUCCCCUCGAGGAGAGAGUGAACCCCCCAGACUUCCUGAAGCCACCCUGGCCACCGAGAUCAUCGCAAACUUCCACAACUUCAGUAACUUCCAAGAACAGUUCACAAACACUGCCAAGACUUUAUUUGGUUCAGGUUAUGUGUGGCUGUCACGCAAUCCCAGAGAACAGACUCUCAUCAUCCACACAACAGCCAAUCAGGACUCUCCCAUCAGCACUGGACUCCGCCCACUCCUGGUGAUUGACAUCUGGGAACACGCCUACUACCUGAAGCACCAGAACAAACGUCCUGACCACAUCCAGGACUGGUGGGCGCUGGUGGACUGGGGACAGGUCAAGGCACUGUCUGAUUGGUGGGCAGCAUAUGAUGCUGGUCAUGAUGAGCUGUGAAGUGUGUACACUUGUAGUACCACUCUGUGAUGCUAGGGGUCUCUUCUAUGUUAGAUUGUGUCAGAGAUGAGAAAGUUACAAUUUUAUACCAGCAUAGUAAACAGUAACGUGUCUUGUAAAGGGUCCUGAGGGGACAGCAUUUCUUCGUUUAGAAAUGAUAAUAGAUCUUAGCAGGUGACAAUGUCGGGAAGUAUUGUACUAGAACAUCGGCAUGGUUGCAUUACCAGUAUGUGAUGCUAGGGGUCUCUUGUGCUAGAAGCUGAGAUGAGAGAUGACAACGUGAGAAGUUACAAUUUCUUAUUUUGUAACACAUGUUCAGCUUUUAUGUAUACAUGUACAAGCAAGUAGGUGGUGACUGAAAUGUUAUAAAUGUAAUAGUUAUAUACAAUGUAUUUCAUUAUGUGUAAUGAUCUUGAAUGUGCCUGAAUGUUUACAGAGUGCCAAGUGCAGACUAAAAAGGAAUGAGGCAGAUUUAAGUUACAUGAAGCAAAAGUCAUUAUAAGUACAGUGCUGUAUAUGAUGACAGUUUGUGUUAAUCACACAAGGAAUGGCUCAAAACUGCAAUCUUUGAUAUCCAUAGCUUACAAAUAUAAACCAUUCAAAGACACCUCCUUUGUUUUCCAUUGUCUCUUGCUAGU
Branchiostoma belcheri (Belcher's lancelet) is the source of this 1781-nucleotide messenger RNA. Its product is annotated as superoxide dismutase [Mn]-like. Gene Ontology annotation, molecular function: superoxide dismutase activity; metal ion binding. The record is from RefSeq and is a predicted model, not a curated record. Gene Ontology annotation, biological process: superoxide metabolic process. The coding region runs from base 70 to 1143 and encodes 357 amino acids. Lineage: Eukaryota; Metazoa; Chordata; Leptocardii; Amphioxiformes; Branchiostomatidae. The transcript is spliced from 8 exons.